UAGAUUGAACGUUGGAUUAUUCAGUCUCGCUCAGUCCACCAUAGAGCGCAGACAUGGAAUUCACACUUGUGUCGAUAGUUUUCGUGACGCUGGUAGUUUUCUAUCUUUAUUUAACGAGAAAUUUCAAGUACUGGCAGAAACGCGGAAUACCAUGCCCGAAUGGCACUAUACCCGGAAUCGGCCACAUGUGGCAAUUUUUCCUCAUGAAAUCCUCUUUUGGCGACAUUUGCAAGAAACUCUACAACGACCAUAGCAAUCACAGCAUGGUCGGGUUCUACAACUUCACAUCGCCGUCGUUAAUGGUUCGUGAUCCUGAACUGGUGAAGACGGUAGUGCAGACUAACUUUACGAGCUUCCACGAUAACACCAUGAAAGUCGAUCCCGAUUUGGACCCACUUCUGGCGAAUAAUCCCUUCUUCAGCUAUGGUGACAAGUGGAUGACCGGAAGAAAGCGUUUGACCUAUGCGUUCUCCAGUAUGCGAUUGAAAAUAUUACUCGAGAGCGUUAAGCAAGCAUGCGAAAAAUUUGAGAAGUUUCUGGACAGGAGGUUGAGCAAGACUGGAAAGGCAGAAAUGGAGUUGAAAGAUCUGUUCGGCAGGUUUACUGCACAGGUAGUGGCCGGUGCUGGCUUUGGUGUAGAUGGAUUGUGCUUUGACGACGAGAAGGACCACGAGUCCUUCUACGCUAUGGGCAAGUCCUUUUUGGCACCGACUACUUUAAAUAACAUCAUCUCUACCGUGACUUUUUUUAUGCCUUCGUUAAGCAAAAUCUUGAGAAUGAGCUUCUUGCCGAAGAGUGCCGACCAGUUCUUCAGGAGGGUAGUAGCAGAUGUUAUAGAGCAAAGAAGAAAGACCGGAUCGUCUAGCAACGAUUUUCUUCAAUUGAUGAUUGAGUUGGAACGAACGGAAGAUGAAAAGAUUGAUCUGAAUGUUCUUACGUCCCAUACGGUAUCGUUCUUUGUCGACGGUUACGAGACCUCCAGCGUCACUUUGAGCUUCGUGGGCUUUUAUUUGGCCAGUCAUCCAAAAGUGCAAGAAAAAUUACGCGAGGAAGUAGUCUCCGUUCUCAACAAAUACGAUGGUAUCAUCACUUAUGAAGCCGUGAAAGACAUGACGUAUAUGGAUCAAGUCAUCAACGAGUCAAUGAGACUCGUGCAUGUGCUGGGAUUCAUGUCGAAGAUGUGCACUGAAGAAUUCGAGUUGAAAGGAUCCGAUGGACUGGCCUGUCGUGUGAAACCCGGAACUGAAAUCGUGAUACCCGUACAAGGUCUACAUGAAGACCCUCGAUACUGGGAGAAUCCCAAGGUAUUCGAUCCCGAACGAUUCAGCCCGGAAAGAAAACACACCAUCCAGAAAUUUGUCUUUCUUCCAUUCGGCGAAGGACCACGAAUUUGCGUAGGGAUGCGAAUGGCUCAGUUGCAGAUGAAAGCGUGCUUGGCUGCGUUUCUGAGAAAGUUUAGUCUGGAGCUUUCACCAAAGACGCAACUACCCCUAAAACUGUGCCCGACCUUUCUAGCCGCACCAAAGGGUGGUCUUUGGGCUUUUAUUCGAGCAAUUUAAAAUUUUUGUUUCUUUUUAUAUGGAUUAUAUUGUUAUAAUAUUAUCUUUUUGAAGAAUUUUUGUAAAAUUAUGCUCGAUAUCUUUUUUUUACGUU
Messenger RNA from Ooceraea biroi (clonal raider ant), 1653 nucleotides. RefSeq names its product cytochrome P450 6j1. NCBI's taxonomy places the organism in Eukaryota, Metazoa, Arthropoda, Insecta, Hymenoptera, Formicidae. Gene Ontology annotation, molecular function: monooxygenase activity; heme binding; oxidoreductase activity, acting on paired donors, with incorporation or reduction of molecular oxygen. The record is from RefSeq and is a predicted model, not a curated record.